Cetraspora pellucida is the source of this 1650-nucleotide messenger RNA. Lineage: Eukaryota; Fungi; Glomeromycota; Glomeromycetes; Diversisporales; Gigasporaceae. The record is from the annotation of a GenBank genome assembly.
AUGGCGACUGAAUUUCUCGUAAACAAGAAAGACACAGCCAUUCGUAGCUUUAACAUGAAUGAUGAAAUUUCGAUAGAUGAUCAGUUAUAUAUUAAAGAUUUAACCACUAUUCCCAAGGAAGGAUAUCUUCCUGAAAGUUUAAUAAAGCUUGAACCUUUAGUUGAUUCUGUAUGGACAUUCAUUGUUUAUCUCAAAGAUGUUUUCAUGCACUUUUUUUUAAUGAUGGUAACCAAUUGGACUCUGCCAAUUACACAACCUUUCAAUUUCAUAACGAUCAUUUUAAUUUAUUUUGCGAGUGUAUGUUUUCUUCUUCCUGCAACAUUAUUCUUAAGCAUUGGGGCUAUUAUGGGAAUGGAAUUUAAUUUAUAUGACGAAAUAGGAUGGCAAAAAUUAACAACUGAAGACCUAAAAUCAAUUAGGGAUAGAGGUAUAACUGCAUUGAGUAAACCAGUAUACACUUCACGAAAGCCAAGGUUUGAUCUCGAUUUAGCGGAAAUGCUUUUGUUUUUAUCCUCAGUUGUUUAUCUACGUGAAGAAAUAGAAAUUCGUAAAGCAGUAAAGUAUCUAUCACAAAUUCAAGAUAAUUUAAGCAAAAAAGAGAACGUUGAAAAGGCAGAUAUUGAACAAGUUUUUCAUGCACUUGAUAAUGCCGAUAAUGGAGUUCGUAAAAUAGUUGAUAAUUGGAAUAUUAAAUUUAAAUCCGUAUCUGAAUUAAGUACUUCCAAAGGCGUUUAUGCAGGACUAUUUUGGAGUGUUGAACAAAAUUUUAUUGUAGUCUCAUUUAAAGGUACAAGUCCAACAAAUUUUUUAGAAUUAGUAGUUAACUUUACAUUCCAAAGAAAGGAUGGAAGAGGAUUCAUAUUCGGUGGAGUGCAUGAAGGAUUUUACAACUGUUUAUUCCCAAAAGAUCAUGCAGGUUCAAUAUUAGCAAAAAAAGGGUUUCCUCAUUUGAGAAUAAUUGAAGCUAUCAAUGUUAAAGCCAAGGAAAUUCGCAGUAAGAAUAAGAAAACAGAACCUGUUAAUAUUUGGAUAACAGGUCACUCACUUGGUGCCUCUUUGGCAACAUUGUUUUAUGCAAGAUUAUUGAAAUUACCUAAUAUUUUGAGUGAUGAUUGCGUUCUCAGAGAUGUUUAUUCAUUUGCAGCCCUAGCUGUUGGUGAUAGUAAUUUUUCAUCCGAAUUUUCAUCGCGAUAUAAUGAAAGUAAUUCAACGCUUUGGCGCAUAGUUUGCGAACAAGAUAUCGCACCACAUUUACCUCCACAUAAUAAUGCAAUGCGUGCUCUACGUCAAUAUCUUGCUACAAACGACAUUAUGAAUUAUUUUCAUGUUGGAGAUACAGUCAAAUUCUUUCACAGGAAGGCAAAACCUAGAGCUGAUCAAAUUAUUUUUGAUCCUCCAGACGAUUCCAUAGAUACCAAUCAGGAGUUAACUUGGAAUGAAUGGAAAUUAAUGUUUAAUGAAGAUACUUUAAAUACAAAUCAGCCAGUAAAAAAUAAUUCUUCUAUUUAUGAUCAAGCUUUACUUCCUUACGAGAAUUUACUUAGAUUACCAAUACUUUCGAUGCUUCGAAAUCAUAUUCCGCAUCGUUAUUUUGCGGCAAUGGAAAAAUCUAGGGGUCAUUUUCGAACGAAUAGUCUUUCUUCACGCUAA